This is a messenger RNA of Mercenaria mercenaria, 4729 nucleotides long. RefSeq lists its product as uncharacterized. Bases 1158 to 1898 code for a protein of 246 amino acids. Gene Ontology annotation, molecular function: protein binding. The record is from RefSeq and is a predicted model, not a curated record. Lineage: Eukaryota; Metazoa; Mollusca; Bivalvia; Venerida; Veneridae. The transcript has 2 exons.
UACUGACUGGAUUUCUAAUCAUAUGUUAACUUACACACAUAACACUAGGCCUAAUCGUUAGGAAAAAAUAGUGUGGGUCAUAUUUUUAUAUCGGGCAGACAUAGCGCCUACCCGCCAAUAUUCGACUGCUGUCUAUCCGAUGACAUAUCUAUGAAUUAGGCGCGGAGAAUAAUCAAUAGUAAAGUGUAAUUUCAAAGUGAAUCUUUGAUUUGAAAAUAACGCGUACUGUUCCUAGGGCCGUCAUUUCAUUACUGUAUCAACAUUUUGAUGAAAUACAUGUACAUUUGUAUUUAAACGGUACUGACGGAAUGAAUAAAUAAGAAAAAAAAAAUCUUUAAAAUCGAACAUAUAUUACUCACUUACAAAUAUUUACAACUCAAAAGUAUGUACUUACAACUUUCCCGUGUUUCGCGAUAUUAUGCUACUAUAAUUGUAAAUGUAUUAGCCAGAAUCCAAAAUAAAAUAAAAUAAAAUAUUGCCAGUGGUUUGGAUAGUUAAUGAAAUAUGGGCAGUUAUUUGGAUGCAAAUAGUUAAACCACUCGUGAUUUAAUUAUUACGCAUCCGCACUCCAGCCCAUAUUCGCACUGGCUAUAGCUUUAUCAGAUCAAGCGGUUCCAACGUUGUUUGAGCGUUGAUUUUACGCUGAUCAGAUGGUAAAAUAUGGCCGAUUGUAUAAAUUUCCGGUCUUGUUAGUAUGAUUCAAAAGAAUAUCUACGAACUGAAUGAAAACGAUGGGUGCACCUGGAGCGCAAAUGUCUCCAUUUCUAGCACAUGUGUCAAUUUAUUCAAACACUUCUGUAUAGUACGGCGGGGGAAGAAAGACAUAUAACGGUGGACAAUUUCAUUUCGACAUUUAGCGUUUAAGGAGCGACAUAGAGCAGCAGAUGAUUUUGUAACAUUUAACGUCACACUUGCGGCAUGUAACGGUGUCACACAAACACAAUCCUGUCUUCUAGCCUACUCAGCUAUUUUUUUUUUUCAAGGGAAAUCACUAUUUAGAUACAAAACAUUGUGUUAUAACUAUAAUUGCUUCCCGUGGUACUGUGUGUAACCAGCCCAAAGUAGGAUUUUCCAACAAUCACGUGAGCACUUUUACAUAUAAAUCGAAGAUUGAAACAGGUUAUUUCAUAACAUCGAUAUUGAAAAGUGAUUCAGAAAUGGAAGGUAGAUCUAGCUUGUUACCUCAAGAUUCAGUGUUGGAUACAAAGAGGCCAUUCACAGAAAGUGGAAAAUGUGACGAUGAGGUAACAUUUGAGUUCGAUGACCAAAAAAAGCUGUUUGUAUCUAGGAAUUUUCUGCGAUACGCUUCCCCAGUUUUUGAAGCUAUGUUUAACCAUGAUUUCAAGGAGAAAAAUCUGAACUGCGUAGAACUGACCGGGAAGAAGUAUGAGGAGUUUCUGGAAUUUCUACUUUCCAUUCAUCCUGGAAUUCUAAAGUCAGUUACAGAAUCAAACGUCUUAAGCAUUGUUGGAAUCGCAGAAGAAUAUCAAGUGAAAUCCAUGACAACAAAAUGCAAGGAAGUCAUGAAGGCUUGGCUAUUAAAGACAGUUGAAGAGGCAAAAUCGAUGGAUUAUAAUCAUCGUGUGGAGCCUUUAAGAGAGUGUUUCCGUAUCAUAAACACUGCCAUUAGUCUUAAUUACGAUGACAUUGUGACAUCUGGUGUGAAAACUGUCGCUAAAUAUGGGCAUGUGCAUUACAUUAGAAACCGACCUAGACCAACACGUACACAUGGUCCUGUUUUUGGAGCCCGGACCAUCCAACAAACUUCAAAAACUGAAGAACCAAUAGAUCAAAUUAAAAAGGAAUGUAUGGAAAUGUUCAAUGGACUGCCAGCAGAGGUUAGAUGUAGAAUUUUAUCUGAAAGACUAUUAUUUUGGAAUGAUUCUGACAUGAAAUAGGCUUAGAAAAAAUAUAAAACUAAUGUAAAUCAUUCGAAACUCGACACUUUAGGACAUCAUGUACAAAGAACAUUAUUCAAUAGUGAGCAUGUGACAGACAUAAAAAUAUUGUCUGUAUGUACUUUAUAUAAACUAAGUGACAACUAAGAGUUGAUAAGGAAUAUAUACAUAUUCAGAGGAAACAUCGGGAGACAAAAAAAACACAAGCAAGUGAUGUGAUAACAUAUUUGUUUAAAAUCCUUUCUGUAUUAUGUCAAAAGGGAGAUUUCAUUUCCCUAUUAAAGAGGCUGAUAACGCUGUACCAACGUCUGUUUAUAUCCGAGUGGAAAUAAAAAUAUUAUAUGUUAAUGUUUUACCAUAAACAGUUCGAGAUUAUUUUUGGUUUCGAAAACUGUAUACUUAAAAUAUAUAUUAUGAAGUUGAAAACCCAGGACACGGAAAUUAUAAAAUGGUUGCACUGCACGCGUUCUUUGAAAUGAUGUUUAUACGGCCACAGGCCGAUAUUGAUUUCAUCUUUACUUUCUGUAAAUAUCUGGGGUGAAGAUCAUUUAACAGCUGAUUAAAUUUCUACAUUUUGAUUGGUGGAUGAAACAUUCCACAGGGAAUCGAAUGGAAUAGAUAAUAUUUCUAAAGGGUUGUGCAGGUGCUCUGAGCUGUAUUGUGAGACAGUAUAAUCCGUUGCAAGACUCCUGUGGAAAUAGUUUACGUCCUAAACCUGAAUCCCCUCUGAAGUGAAACUGCGGCAGAGUUCAACUACAAACCUGCCAACUCUGCCACUUUGUUACAGUGUGAUCUCCCGUAAACGACUGACAGUCAACUCGUCCUCUAGUCAACUCUUGCCCAUUUUGGUCAUCUUGUAUCCCUUGACGAUUUCAAAUUGGUCAUUUUCUUCCCCACUUUUCGGUCCCUCCUUUUUAAUCUUUUUCCAACCAAUAGAAACCAAUACAUCAUCGUAAACUUCAAGUAAUAAGUUGUCAAACUGUGAAAAGAAAAGGGGUGUAAACAGAUUUGUGGUGAAACGCCGCCAAACUGAAGCCAAUGACCCUUUUUCGUUUUCUCUGCGAAUCAUUUGCCAUUAACACGCGAAAUUUAUCAUGAAAUCUGUCUUAUUUUUCUGAAUAUACAUAAUUCGUAUGAAAUCAGCCCCCUUUUUACACUCAAAAGUGACAAAAAUGCAAAAUUGAGGGUUUAUUUUAUGGGUACUUCAUUCAACUACACCACGAAGGCACAUUUUCGAUCGAAUUACGGUGAAUUGCUACAUAAUAUAAACCCUUAUUAGACAAAUGAAUUUAACGACCCGUUAUACGCGGAAACACGCGUAAAUUCGAUAAAAUACUUGAAACCGAGAGAAAUAAAGGUAAGAAAACGUAUGAUCAAAUGUUGGUGUCAGACAGAACAUCUUAUGAUCAGAACUUGGUGUCAGUAAGAACCUUCCCUGCGAAUCAUGUGGUGUCAGACAGAAGAUUUGUGGCCUACCAACCCGACUUGAACACCUCGUAUUUUCGAAAGUAAUGGAGAUUUCGCCGGGAUUUUGGCAGCCAAAGAGGGUUAUUUAUUGAAGGUAAUGACAAGAUUGUUGCCUCAGAAAUGAGAAAAAAAAUCCUCGGUUCAAUAUGCAAAACAAUGAAAAUCUGGCCGUGAAUUAACCAUCUAUGUGAUUAUUUGAUGGUCUUUUUUAUUCAGAAAACAUUUUUCUAUCCUCGAAACCCGGUAGAAAUUUGGUUUUCAUCGAUUCACAUUGUGUAUAGACAAAAUUGAAAAUACUGACUGCAAAACGAAAACAAUCUCGGAAAAGUGCCACGUUGUCCGAUCCGGUGUCAUGUUGUUUUGUGGUGUCGCGUUAUCACGUUAUAGAGUAUGAGAGUGCAUGCACGUUUCGUAGCACGUUGGUGUGCAUUGACUAAUGCAGCGGUGUUUCUUUUUUAAAGAUACUUCUUGAAGUCCUUGUUUCCCUUUGUCCUCUAUUUCAUUAACUUCCUGCACACCACCAUUUUUAAUGCCGUGUUACUGUAUAUGCAAAUAAUCUAUUCUUUUGAUUACGGGUAUGUACAAACGGUUAUGUCGGUAUGCGGAUGCAGACGAGUCUGAUGUAAUAUCAUCAGUGUAAACAGUUCCUUCCUGCUCCUAUGCAGCAUAUGCAUUUCUGACAUUAAAGAAAAGAGCAAAACAUAUCUUUAGCAUUGCCUUAUUCCGUAGUUUGUAAUACUUAUGUAGGGCUUAUAUAGAUGAUAAUAUAUGUAGAACUAAUAAAGAUAAUAAUAUAAAACUACAGAACGAAUUAAAACUAACAAGUAACUGGACACAGCCCAUACUUUUGUACAACAUGUUUCACUGUCAAAGAAAUGAAAGUGGAGUAUUAGUUUUCAAUGAAAGUGUUGGUUUUUUUGUUGUUUUUUUUUUUGUUUUUUCCAGAUCUUUUGCUUCAUUUUGAUUAUAUGUAUGUGUUUUAUGUACGUGAUAUUUAUCGAAUAAAUACUGUUCAAACUUAACUAAUACUUAUGUGUAUAUCUGGGUUUGAAUUGAACAAUGCUUACUGCUAUACAAAGACGAAGUCGAGUCGCCAACGAUCAUUUUGUCAUUGUUGCUACUUGUGGCCGAUACAGCUUUACAUUUGGAAAUACAUCUGCAAAGGAAUUUAACUAAGCCUUAUAGCUACUCGCCCAUAGUUUGGGUGAAAUUUUUCAACAUGUUCAUUUCCACUAAUUUUGACAUAGAAGGUAUAUAUGGCACUGAAAAAUAAUGAAUGGGUGAAAAUAAAACUUAGAUAUUGGUAAAAUGCAAGAAGAAUGUAAAUUUUGUGCAUUAUAUCAAAAGCGUUGCAACGGUUUAUU